AUGGAAAAAUGCUGGUUUGUCCUGAAGCAGAGUCAUUAUCCACCUCCUCAGCUUCCAAAGAACCGUUUCGGCAUCGGUAUCGGGAACGGGGCGAUUUGUUUGGGGCACAUCAUUCCGGAUCUCACUAAUCUAGACGGGGUCAUCAACCGAAGUGAAGAAGGCAUAGAAUUCACGCCGGCCACUCCAAGCCGGGACUGGCGAAGAGACAUGGGCCUGGAGCUUGAAGUGGAUGCAAGUAUAAGAGCGCCGAUCGGAGCUUGGACGCCAACUUCUGCGAAACGGCAAACUAAACUUGCUUUUGAGCGCACCGUGAAGAACUAUAGAGACUUUGACACUCUGGAUCAAUAUAUCAUCCAGGUGGAUAAACGUUUCAUAAGGAGGAUUCUCAAUGACGAGGCGGUGGCUGCUCGUAUAGAACAAAUCAAGGGUGUUCGGCUUCAAGGGCUUGGUGACCGUUGGAGCGUAUUCAUGAUCACAGGCAUUAUUGUUGCAAGAGGCGCCAAAGGAAAAUCUGAGGAGGACGAAAUGGUCGAAGCGAUGUCACCAAACGCCACAAACGUUGCCAAUUCGGCAUCAAUUGACGUACCAGCGAACUUUGCGAAUCAAAACAACACUUCUUUAUCAACAGAAAAGACAGCCGACUUCGUUUGGGCUGUAAGGCUCCAGAAGAUAUGGAAAGGUGCCACGGAAAUUGACUGGAAGUAUAGAACAGUGAGUAAAGGGGCCAUUGCCGGUAUCGGUUACGAGAAACCAUGGAAGGACAGACUUCAAAGCAUACUUUCACAAGAAUUGUCCGCCGUUGGAACGUUUCAGGCCUUUGACCUGUCUGAAGAACAGGGCAUGAUUGUAUGCCUGGAUCCUUAUACACCAGCAGAACGUGAUCGAAUGUCACUUACAACGAAUGGCUGCGUAUAG
Messenger RNA from Trichoderma atroviride IMI 206040, 915 nucleotides. RefSeq lists its product as uncharacterized. Lineage: Eukaryota; Fungi; Ascomycota; Sordariomycetes; Hypocreales; Hypocreaceae. The record is from RefSeq and is a predicted model, not a curated record.